GCAACUGUAACCUCGUUGGUGAGAUGCUGCAAAUGGAUGCAGAGGAACAUUUAUUUGGUGGAGAGCCAAGUGAUUCUGAUGAUGCUGAUUAUGAGGUGAUGGAAGAGUCGGAUGAAACUUCCAGUGAUUCAUUUUUGCAUAUUGAUCCAGAAGAUUUGCAAGAAGGAGUGAGGUCUGAACGAGCAACGUCUUCGGGUGCACGUGGUCGGCCAAGGAGCAAAUUGCGCGGGAAAAACAACUACGCUUGGUCAACGAAUUUGCCUGUUCGCACUUCAGAUCGUUUCAUCCCUCCCGAGGAGAUAAUAAUCCCACAACCAAUCGGAGCGGCUAGCGCACUUACUAACAUCGAAGAUUUUUGUAAUUUGUUAUUCGAUGACAGCAUUUUAAAUACUAUCGUCGAUAGUACAAAUAAAAUUAUUGAAGAUUUAAUAGUACAGAGAAUUGCCGACGAAAGAAGUGUUGAAACUGAGCAUCAUCGGCUAGAUUUAAAUGAAUUUAAAGCUUUUUUGGCAAUUUUGUACCAUAUGGCUCUAUGGAAGUCGUCAAAUGUCGAUGACAAUAUGCUCUGGAGCUCUGAAAAUGAAAAGUUACAGAACCCAUUCAUGGAACUGGACGAACUGUUAUAUGUGAUAACUGGUUCACCUCAGUACCUCUAA
Molecule: messenger RNA, 656 nt
Organism: Dinoponera quadriceps
Lineage: Eukaryota; Metazoa; Arthropoda; Insecta; Hymenoptera; Formicidae
Exons: 3
Coding region: 24-656 (210 amino acids)
Source: RefSeq, a predicted model, not a curated record